Messenger RNA from Oncorhynchus keta (chum salmon), 4381 nucleotides. RefSeq names its product ORMDL sphingolipid biosynthesis regulator 3 (gene ormdl3). The transcript has 4 exons. Gene Ontology annotation, biological process: negative regulation of ceramide biosynthetic process; ceramide metabolic process; intracellular sphingolipid homeostasis. Lineage: Eukaryota; Metazoa; Chordata; Actinopteri; Salmoniformes; Salmonidae. Bases 292 to 753 code for a protein of 153 amino acids. Gene Ontology annotation, cellular component: endoplasmic reticulum membrane. The record is from RefSeq and is a predicted model, not a curated record.
AUGAUGACGUUCUACAUGAAUUGCUGGCUGGUAGUGGAAGUGGAACUGUUUAGAGUGAAUGUCGGGCUAUAAACUGAAGAAUACUUGAAUAACAUUGCAUAAGAAAGCAAUAAGAAGGUAUUUGAAUGAAUGACUAAUCGAAACGAUAUAGCAGUCUGACCUAUUGAUGCCAAUUACCUAACCAGAGAAGGCGAUAGUGAAUAAGAGGAAAACAGCGAUAUAACGGACUGAAGCUAAAAGUGCGAUUGAAGCCAUUUUCUCCUCAGACGAGGAGCGUGGUAACGUGACAUCAUGAAUGUGGGCACGGCACACAGCGAGGUGAACCCCAACACACGGGUAAUGAACAGCCGGGGCAUCUGGCUCUCCUACCUCCUGGGCAUCGGCCUGCUGCAUGUCAUCCUGCUCAGCAUCCCCUUCGCCAGUGUGCCCGUGGUCUGGACGCUCACCAACCUCAUACACAACCUGUGCAUGUACCUGUUGUUACACUUGGUGAAAGGAACCCCGUUUGAAACUCCGGACCAGAGCAAGGCUCGCUUCUACACAUACUGGGAGCAGAUGGACUAUGGUGUACAGUUCACUGCCUCACGCAAGUUCCUCACCAUCACUCCUAUCGUCCUCUACAUCCUCACCAGCUUCUACACCAAGUAUGACCGGGCCCACUUUGUGGUCAACACGGUCUCCCUGAUGACCGUGCUCAUUCCCAAGCUCCCCCAGCUUCACGGAGUUCGGAUCUUUGGCAUUAACAAGUACUGAUGGGGCGGAAGAGGACACCGCCAUUCCUCCAAUCUCCCUGUGGACUGUAAACACAGAGUAUCAGGCCCCGCCGCAUUGGCCCCCAGCCCAUAGGGAUCCAUGGCCCCUCUCUGGCUCACAGGGCUAUUGAGCACUCUGCUAAAUGAAACCUAUGGGCGAUAAACAACACAGAAUUGACUUACAGGGCUCGGCUGGGUCCGAGCUCCUAUGUGGUCCUAUUGAAGCUGUGCUGUGGUGUUUAUUUGUGGUUCCUUUUAUGUCCAUUUGAUUUAAUUCACAGAGAACACUGCAAGUGACGGCUUUGAGGACAUACAGUAGUAUGAGAUGUAUUGAGAUUGAGUUACAAUGUGGAGAGGAGAAACCUCGGAGCAGUUUGAUCCUGAGAAAAGUGAGACUCAGACAUUUUGGAAGUUAUGUCACUCAGUUAUGGAUGCCCUCUAGAAUUAGAACUACAUUUCUUUAGCAUCUUGUCCUCACAAGGCUCAUCCUCUCUUUCUCUCAUAAGAAAGGACAGACUGCUAGAGAAAAGGUUAGCUCGGGAGUUGCUCUGACUGUUGCAGUGGUCAGACAGGAGGGACCACAGGGUUUAUAUUUAGCCCCCCUUGACCACUCAGUCUGAGUUUGGAAAGUUUAAGCAACACUUAUUUUAUCUGAUCAUUUCCAUAUUUAGAUUGCCUUGCUCUGAUUUGAACCAGAGUAAAGGUCUGUUCACAUUGCAGUCUUUAAUCUACAGUGCAGAGUAGACAUGCUCAGGCCCCAAAGCUAAUUCCAGCUUUGUGAAUCUGUUGUAUUUACAUUUCAGUUGGGACCCUUAGGGCAGAAGAUGAAAAGCAGGUUAGGCGAUUCAUGUUCAUGGAAAACAUUUGUGCAUACAUAUUGCAUACUCUAAGUCAGGGUUCCCCAACUGGCCCUUGGGUGGUUUUAUUUGUCCCCUCAAAGUUUUCUGAGAUUUUCAUUGUAGGACAUAAAAGACUGUAGAAACACCAGGAAAUCAGCUCCCAAGUGAUUUCAAUUUAACAAAUCUGUUCCCAAGUAUUCCCACGCAUAAUAGAGAGACGUGAAAUGAUUAUGUUUUAGUCAGACAUAUCUGUUUGGGCGUCUUGCGGUCAAUUUGCAGUCUACAAAUUAUUAGUAAUUAUGUUCCGGCCCUCUGACCAUCCGCUCAAGAAAAAAAACAACCCGCGGCUGGGUCUAGUUGAUGAUCCCUGUUCUAAGUAUUGUAUAUUCAACAAUAAUAGAUUGCAGUGCUGUAUGGGCUUAAAGACUUCCUUCAAACUGCACGUAGAGACAUAAAAAUUGUAUCCAUGACUUCAUCCGACUGGGUAAGUAGAAAAUAGGGCUUGAUUGACAAAAUCUCAAACUAUCCCUUCAGUUGAUACAAAGGCUAUAAAUGUGUUAUGACAUGUUGUAAUGUUGGUGUUUUAAUAAGGUACCAAGUACAGAUAGAUACUGGGAGUUUGCCACAUAGCAUGUAUUUACACUCUUUGAGCAGAGUCAUCAUGGCAACAACAUGGCAACAAACACAAAACAAGCGUAUUUAAAAAGGGGAAACGGAAACUGAGAACUACGCAGCACAAAGUGUUGUGUUCAGAACUGACACUCAGUUUACUCCGAUUGAAGAGAGGUUGUGAUAAUUGAGAUGAAUGUUUGUUUGAUAUGAAUUCCCAGAGUCUUUCACACAGCGUUAGAUAACCCCCCAACGGAAAUUCUGGCAAUGAAAGGGAGAAAAGGACUUAGUGGAACAUUUUCAUAUCCACAAAAUGCACUAUAAUCAAAUAUGAAUGGCUUCAGUGGAUUUUAGCAAGUGCAGAGAAGAUUUAUUAAUUACACUUAUGACUGACAGGGUUUCAAUGUACAACCAUUAGAGAUAAUGCAUAUUGUUUUUUAUUAGAAGUAAAAAACAAAGUAUGUGCGCCUUCCUAGUUUGUUAGCACAGUAGGUAGCAAAGAACACGAGUGUUUUUCAAUGUGUGUGAGGUCUGUUGCACAGGAGCAAUGUGAUGUUUAUGUGUGAUCUGACUGGUACAGAGCACAGGACUUUAUUCGUUUGAUUGUGUAACAACAUUACAGUCUUAUGAAAUUGUAGGUACUCGCUUGAUAGUGGAUUAGGAAAAAUAUAGCUUAGGGCUUUCUUGGCACUUAAGUUCAGAAGGAGGAUGGACUAUUGUAAAUAUAUUUUACAAAUGAAAACCUAUAACAAUGAGGGUUAAAAUGUUUGUGUUUUUGUUUUGUUAAGAGUAGGCCUACAUAGAAAAAACACAUAGUUCUACAGGCAAGCAAACAGUUCUUUCUUUCUAGUGAAUACCUGUACAUGAUAGGCAUUGUUUAGUCCAACCACACAGAAUAGCAUGCUUAUCUCUGGCAUUUGGUUUCAGUGAAUGAGGAUCGUAACUUCAGUGGGUGUACCAAUGUUAUUCAAAUACAUAUAGUACACCUGAAUACAGUUGGUCAAUUCCUGACAAAUGUACAGUAGCAAGCGAUAUUAACAUAACUUAUGUUGGCCUUACGCCCUUAGCAGUAUUUUGUCGUGGUGUAUAAAAACCUACCCAGGCCUCGAAGUCAUCCUACCUUCAAAGAACUCUGCUCAUGUUUAAAGUUGUUGAGCAGGAAAAGUCCAUUAUGAAAACCUUCGGUGGGAGUUUUUGCCUCUAUUCUAAAUGGUCAUUUAAAGUAGUGUUAAGCUGAAAACAUGUUAGCUUAUGUAGAGAUAAGUCUUUCUGUUACAUAUGAGAAUAGUGUAAUUUUUAGGUUGGUUAAACAACGAAACAGUCGGACCACAGAAAUGCGUUGUGCAAGCUGCUGAGACUUGGACAUUGCCAAGUGGUUUAGAAUCUAGACCCUGUCCGUAUUAGCUGAGCCUUAAUUAUUAAUAGCAUAAUAUUUCCACUAGUGUUGAUCUUGAACACUUAGGCUUGUGCUCUCUUUCAACCCCUACUUAGUACAAAACUAGUCAUACAACUUUAGAUAGUAAUCCAUGGGUAUUGCAACCCGAAUCCAAUUAGUGUUUGGAACAUUAGAAGCCAAAGCCAGCAGCUUGUUAAACAUUGAUUGAGGGAGAGUGAUAGGUACAGUGCUGAAAGUGAGUCAUCAGGUGUCACUUGGCCAGCUUUGCUAGCCACAGACUGGCACUGAACCUACAGAUGUACCCUUACAGAAAAACCACAUGAUUUCACAUAAAAUGUCAUGUGAAAAGUUUUUUUUGGACCACCACGUCUUCACGUGUAGUUUCAUGUAGUCACAUGUUGCUUUCCAUGUUGUCACGCUAUCACAUUAACUUCACGUAAGAUCACAUUAAAACGUGUUUUUAGAACACUGUGUUCCCGUGUGAAAUUCAUGUGUGUGUGUGUGUGUGUGUCCCCCGUAAGUGUAGGUUCUUUGUUGUUCCAGAAGAAAGUGUCUCCCUUCUUACAGUACAAUCCAUGUCGGUAGACUAAAGCAGUCGUUGGCUAAUCUAUUAAUAAGUACGACAGAGACUUUGGCCCUGUUCAUAGCAUAAUGCUGUCUGUUUACAAAUACAUUGUAGAGCAUUGUGAAUUAUAGCUGAUGUUGUUGAAUUAUAUAUUCCUUUCCAGGUUGAGAGUCUACCGUUGGCGACGGUGUUUUAUGAUCUAAUUAUACAUUUACAAAAG